This is a messenger RNA of Rhododendron vialii, 476 nucleotides long. RefSeq lists its product as uncharacterized. The record is from RefSeq and is a predicted model, not a curated record. NCBI's taxonomy places the organism in Eukaryota, Viridiplantae, Streptophyta, Magnoliopsida, Ericales, Ericaceae. The transcript is spliced from 4 exons. Bases 138 to 476 code for a protein of 112 amino acids.
GAUUAACAUAACUAUUUACGCUAGACUGCAAUUCAGUACCUUAAUUGUGACGUUCUCCUUAUUAUUUCAGAUUAACGGAGAAAUUUAUUCUCGAGUCACUGAAGAAAGGGGGCAUCCUUUUCGGUGAGGUUGAUGACAUGAUGGUUGAGCGAUUGGGUGCUGUUUUCAUGCCCGAUGGUCUCGGUCACUUCUUAGGAAUCAAAACCCAUUAUCCUGGGGGCUACUCGAAGGGAGCAAAGAGACCCUUGGAAUCUGGGUUAAGUGCUUUACGUACAACUAGAGAACUCCAGGAAGGAAUGCCCCGUAUUGCAUGUGAAGAUGUAAGUGUGUUUGCUUCGAUAGAUAUGUUUGGUCUGGUCAAUUUUCAUCGAUCUUCACUAAGUUCCCAAGGCAAUGGCUUCGUCCUUUACAGCGAUGGCUACUGUGUUUCGAUCUGUCUCCAUUGCUGCUUCGGUUUCUCAGGUGGAAGGCAGUGA